AUGGCGAUCGCAGCAUCCCAGCCCGAUUUCAUACUGCUUGGCGCUACUGGAUUUUUGGGGGCGAGCAUCCUUCGAAACCUGGAGGCAAAGCAUGUCGUCCACACCAGCCGACUCAGGCUGAAAGAUCGGCUGGGUCUUGAGGCCCUGCUAGACGAACAAAAGCCCAAGCUGGGUGUCAUUUGUGCUGCAGGUGAGCGAGGACGGCCCAACAUUGCCUGGUGUGAUUCGCAUCCGGUAGAGACUGUGGACGCCAACAUUACCGGGCAGCUGUCGGUGGCAGCGGCAUGUCAUGAACGGGGCUUGCACCUAAUCCUUCUGGGCACCGGAGCCCUCUACCUGGCCAGUGGGAAGCGCAAGUUCUCUGAAACAGAUGCUCCAAACGGUGGCUCACCGGGGGUGUACACCGCACUUAGGCAAAAAAUGGAGGAGCUGACUGCCUACUUCAACAAUGUGCUGGUGCUCAGAGUGCUGUAUCCUCUGAGUUCAGAUUUGGAUCCGCGAGGCUUGCUUGGAAAACUGGCACGCUUCAAGCAGGUCGAUAGCGUUCAGACGUCGGUCACCAUACUGGAUGACCUCAUGCCGCUUCUUCCGGUAUUGGCAGAGAGACGCAUUGUUGGAGUCUUGAAUUUCACCAAUCCUGGCACGGUGUCCUACCCAGACAUUGUAACGGCGCUAAGCGAUCGAGUUCUGAAAUGUGGAGAGCAGUGGCAAGCUCCAGAAGUCCGUGGAGCCGGGGCAAAAGCUGCGGCAGAGCUUGACACGACUCGACUGCAGGAUGCCGUGGGCUUGCCUAUUGAAGCUGCUGUUGACUCGACAAGGCGUAUCAUCUCCUCACUUAGUGACAAGCAGGUGAAGGAGUUUCAUUUCGCUGAGUCGCCGUGGUUCGGCCGUCGUGUGGGCAGUGUCAUGCUUCGUGCCUCUGGAAAGAAACCGAAUGGAACCGGGUACCUUAGCCUACGCACGGAUGUCGGAAGAGCUUCACUGGGAAAAUCUUUCCUGGCCAAUUGCCCCCCGGAGCAAGCGCCUGUGCAUUCUGCAGACUGCGCAGCCGUGAUUUUCGCAGAUGUGCAGCUUGAGUGCCAGCAGUCCGUUGCGUCUGUGGGUAAAUUUGAGGGCCUAUUUGCUGUCCUCCAAGAGGUGUUUCAUCUUUGUCGAUACUGGAUACAUGUGAUUGCUGCGCCCAUUGCGCAAUGCAUGUGGUUGCAGCCGCGGGCUCAAGACAACACCAUGGCAAAGGUGGCACACGAACCACCUGCCAGCAACCCAACCAACAGCACGUGCCGUGCUGAAAGCGGUGAUGUGGAGUCACCCAUUCGGCCAAGCUUGACCCACCACACGGGCCAUGAGGCUCCCCUGGCUCCCCAUGCUCCAAGACCGACAUCCCCAGUAGCAUUGUUUGGUGUGAGCAUGAAAGGCAAGACGAAGAAUCGAUUGCUAAUGCGGACGUCGACGCGCGAAGUGCUCGGCUACAGAACACUGACGCUUGCGGAAUCCGCAUAUGAGAAUGCCUUUCUCAUGCGCGUGAUCACUAAGAGCAUAUUUGGGAAGGCUCACUUUCUGCUGUUGGUGAAUUUCUUCUUGCAAUAUUCAGUUGUUUAUUUGCUGUCCGAACGAACUACAGGCAAUCAGAGCCUGUUAAAGACCAGGCUGUUUGGGCAAGCCAGCGCUAUAGAUGCUCCUGGUGUAUGCUGGCAGCGUGAGGGUGAGACCCGAAUAUCCUGCACACCAGAUGAGGUGGCACUGAGCGCAGACUUCGCAAACUUGGAUCGUGAUGGAGAUGGUAGAUGGACGUUCGAAGAGGCGGAUGCCCUCAGCAGGGGCCAUGCUGAGACAACAGGGCGCCACGUCAACAUGACAGAAUUUUACAAAAACGUUUUUCGCACGAUGCAGCACUAUGCAGGACCCAGGCGUGCAGAUUGUGCAAUGAAUGAUCCUGUUCAAGCCUUCGACAGCGACAAAGGGUUCUGGUCUGAUGCAACCAUUGGCAACAUCACCAGUGAUGGACAUGUAGUAGUCAAUUACGCCGAUGCCACGAAACAGAGCUCUUGGGCGAGAUACUUGCCGACCAGCAGGCUCCGCCGACAGCUCAAUGGCUCGAUCUACGCCUGCAGCGUGCCCAAGUGUAUAGACAUGGACAAUGGUGCAACUGACUCUAGCGAGCUUGCCUGUGCAGGCUACAACGGCUUCGAUGCAUGUUCUGGCACAUGGGAUGAUGAUGACUUUCAGGUGAAGAAGCUCUGCUGUACCUGUGGAGGGGGCUCCUACAGCCUGGCACUUGCAGGUUUGAGUCACCUUCCGGUCGACUUGCCAAUUGAGGACAUCACCAGCAUCCGAGCGUUCAGGAGCUGCAUGCAGGGCGCAGUGCAAGAAAUGCAGCAAGAAGAAUGCAUCAUAAAUUAUACCUCCAUACCUCGCCAUAUCUACGAGGUGGAAAUUGCAAGGUUUGCGCAUUUAUGCUUUCUUCCUGAGAGUGAUCUUUGUGGAAAUCUGCAGCAUGGGCAGCUACUUCCAAGUUUGGCCAUUGACGUUUCUUCGUCCGUGCCAAUGUUACUAAAGAUUGCAGGUCUAAGCAGCACCGCUUCCCUUAGCCAGCUGAACGUUUGCAUGAACACAGUCAGAACAUUCUGCCAGAGAAUCUACACUGUGCAGUCAGCGCUCUUCCUGGAGCAGCGGGCAGACAUCUGUGGCAAGAAAACAAGCCAGAUAACAGGCAAUAAGAAGACCGUCACAUAUUCAGCCAGCGAGACCUACUCAGAUCCAACCUUCGGCUUGACUUCGCUUCUUUUCCAGGGCUUCCUCUUCUUGAUCGUGUUUCUUUGGGGCUUAGCAUCCGUCACGGAGUUCCGAAACAUUCUGGUGUGGUGGAAUAUCGUCAGCUCCAUGCCCACAGCAGAGGCUGAAGACUGCCUGCUCUACACACUUGCAGAGGAUGCAGAUGAUGAGGAAACAGUAUUGGAGGUUGUGGGAUUGACACGAAGACAUCGGCUAUUGACGAUAUUGUCGAACCUGCUACCGCGCAGUGCUCUUCAGUGCUGCAUUUUUAUAGUCGGUAUCAGAUACCUGUUAUCUGUACGAAAUGUCUCUGACCUUAUCUUGAACAGCCUUGCCUUAACUUUUCUGGUCACAGUGGACGAGAUGCUGUUUGCAGCCUUCGCCGGUGAGCAAAAUGCGGCUUUGAUCCAGAGCUGCAAGCCACUGCGUGGACGGUCCUUCCGAUGGCUCGACUGGAUCUUGCGAAAGACGUCCAUCCCUGUGGGAGUGCUGAUCUUCAUCCCAAUUCUUGCCACACUAUGUUACUUUGUUAUCAGCAACAAGAUAUUGACCGAUAGGCUGGCGCAGGCCACCUACUGCCUGUGUGCCAUGGAGGGAGAGCACUGCCAUUCUCGACAAAUUUUAGCCGGACUUGCAAGUUCCUGA
This is a messenger RNA of Symbiodinium natans, 3417 nucleotides long. NCBI's taxonomy places the organism in Eukaryota, Dinophyceae, Suessiales, Symbiodiniaceae. The record is from the annotation of a GenBank genome assembly.